This is a messenger RNA of Indicator indicator, 1756 nucleotides long. It is a transcript of the gene TRIM23, whose product is annotated as tripartite motif containing 23. Gene Ontology annotation, cellular component: cytoplasm; plasma membrane; lysosomal membrane. The record is from RefSeq and is a predicted model, not a curated record. Gene Ontology annotation, biological process: vesicle-mediated transport; intracellular protein transport. Gene Ontology annotation, molecular function: zinc ion binding; GTPase activity; GTP binding. The transcript is spliced from 11 exons. Lineage: Eukaryota; Metazoa; Chordata; Aves; Piciformes; Indicatoridae. Bases 1 to 1746 code for a protein of 581 amino acids.
AUGGCAGCCCUAAGUGUAAACAAGGUCGGGUCUGGUGCCGGGCAGGACGGUGGUCGGGGGUCUGGUGGUAGCGGUCGCGGGCCGGCUGGGGUCGCAGUGAAGGUUCUUGAAUGUGGAGUGUGUGAAGAUGUAUUUUCUUUACAAGGUGACAAAGUUCCCAGGCUGCUUUUAUGUGGCCAUACUGUCUGCCAUGACUGUCUUACCCGGCUUCCUCUUCAUGGCAGAGCAGUUCGUUGUCCUUUUGAUCGACAGGUUACUGAACUAGGAGAUUCUGGUGUCUGGGGCUUGAAGAAGAAUUUUGCUUUGUUGGAACUCUUGGAACGGUUGCAGAAUGGACCUGCUGGGCAGUGUGGGACAGCAGAAGAAGCCAUUGGUCUAUCUGGAGAGAGUAUCAUUCGCUGUGAUGAAGAUGAAGCCCACAUUGCAUCUGUAUAUUGCACUGUUUGUGCCACUCACCUGUGUGCGGACUGUUCUCAGCUUACUCAUUCUACAAAGACACUAGCAAAACACAGACGUGUGCCUCUUGCUGAUAAGCCUCAUGAGAAGACCAUGUGCUCCCAACAUCAAGUGCAUGCUAUUGAGUUUGUUUGUUUAGAAGAGGGCUGUCAAGCCAGUCCUCUUAUGUGUUGUGUCUGCAAAGAAUAUGGGAAACAUCAAGGUCAUAAGCAUUCUGUCUUGGAACCAGAAGCAAACCAGAUUCGUGCAUCCAUUUUAGACAUGGCCCACUGUAUAAGAACUUUCACAGAAGAAAUCUCAGAUUAUUCCAGAAAACUAGUUGGAAUUGUUCAACAUAUAGAAGGAGGAGAACAAAUAGUUGAAGAUGGAGUUGGAAUGGCCCAUACUGAACAUGUACCAGGGACUGCAGAGAAUGCUCGCUCAUGUGUCCGAGCCUAUUUUUCUGAUCUUCAUGAAACCCUUUGUCGUCAGGAGGAAAUGGCUCUUAGUGUUGUUGAUGCUCAUGUGAGAGAGAAGUUGAUUUGGCUUAGGCAACAGCAAGAAGACAUGACCAUUCUCUUGUCACAAGUUUCAACAGCAUGCCUUCAUUGUGAAAAGACUUUACAACAGGAUGACUGCAGAGUAGUGUUGGCCAAACAGGAAAUUACAAGAUUGCUGGAGACAUUACAGAAACAGCAGCAGCAGUUUACAGAACUUGCGGACCAUGUACAGCUGGAUGCUAGCAUACCUGUCACUUUCACAAAGGACAACAGGGUACAUAUUGGACCAAAAAUGGAAAUCCGGGUUGUCACUCUAGGAUUAGAUGGAGCUGGCAAAACAACUAUUUUGUUUAAGUUAAAGCAAGAUGAAUUCAUGCAGCCAAUUCCAACAAUAGGUUUUAAUGUUGAAACUGUAGAAUACAAGAAUUUGAAGUUUACUAUUUGGGAUGUAGGAGGGAAGCACAAAUUGAGGCCCCUGUGGAAACAUUAUUAUCUCAAUACACAAGCGGUGGUGUUUGUUGUUGAUAGCAGUCACAGAGACAGGGUCAGUGAAGCACACAGUGAACUUGCAAAAUUGUUAACAGAAAAGGAAUUGCGGGAUGCCUUGCUCUUGAUCUUUGCUAAUAAACAGGAUGUAGCAGGUGCACUUUCAGUGGAAGAAAUGACAGAACUGCUGAGUCUCCACAAACUCUGCUGUGGCCGUAGCUGGUAUAUUCAGGGCUGUGAUGCCCGGAGCGGUACAGGACUUUAUGAAGGAUUGGACUGGCUUUCACGACAGUUAGUGGCUGCUGGAGUCCUGGAUGUGGCUUAAUUUUACAGCA